UAUUUUCAGGUUCUCCAUCCAUUACAAAAUCACUAUUCAGAGAAGAACAAUGAUUAAAGUAAUAGUGUUAGCAGCACUGUUAGGGUCAGAGUGCGUCGUGGCUCAGUAUUCAGCGGCAGAGGCACAUUCAUUCAGCAAAAGACAGGCGACAGAUGACACUCUCGGGACAGCACCUGGGACCAUCGUUCCAGGCCCGGCCGACAGCGGCCCUGAUCAGACCCCGCAGUGUCCCAAGCCACCCGUAGUCCAGAACUUCCAGGCAGAACGGUAUCUGGGGCGGUGGUACGAGAUAGAGAGGUUCACGGCUCCGUUCCAGACUGGCAUUUGCGUUACCGCAGACUACGCUCUUCUCGGUAACUGUUCCAUCGGCGUCACCAAUACGCAAGUUCUGCCGAACGGCGUGGUCGACGUUGCUAGAGGCGUAGCACACUCAGCAGGCGAUCCCGGUAGCGCUUCUCUGACUGUUACAUUCCCAGACGAGGAGCGAACAAGAGGUCCAGUACAGACGCCACAAACCGAGGGAAACUACAAUGUUCUUGCGACGGACUACGAAAAUUACGCCGUAGUGUACAGUUGCUCUAUUGCGAACUUCCGUGGCCGAGACACGAAAUUCGAGUUUUCGUGGGUCUUAGCUCGCCAGCCUCGAGUGAACUCUGUGUUUCUGCGGCGCUUACAUGAAUGGCUCCAGAACCUUGGCGUGCCGGCAGAGCGCUACAUGCUGACUCGGCAAGUUGGAUGUCAGUACACCGCAUCAUGAUGGCUCGGCAGAGCGCGGCAUGAUGGACGAGCCUGACGCGCACAUGAGGGCGUGAAGGAAACGUUACUUUUUCGAUUAAGCUGGUAAAGAAUUUACGUAGUAAAUUUUUGCAUGCGUUGGCCAUUUUGAGAUGAAUGUUACUGCAGGCGGUAUUGUGUGUUUAUUGUUCAUUCUGGCAUAGGUGAAAAUAUUUUUUGGGAUUUUUAACAAUAGAGAUAAUAAAGAAUAAUAUAGUCAGCACAAAAGUGUUAAUAAAACGCUAAGUUUU
Molecule: messenger RNA, 1025 nt
Organism: Hyalella azteca
Lineage: Eukaryota; Metazoa; Arthropoda; Malacostraca; Amphipoda; Hyalellidae
Product: apolipoprotein D
Exons: 6
Coding region: 50-757 (235 amino acids)
Molecular function (GO): pigment binding
Source: RefSeq, a predicted model, not a curated record